Molecule: messenger RNA, 4089 nt
Organism: Caenorhabditis elegans
Lineage: Eukaryota; Metazoa; Nematoda; Chromadorea; Rhabditida; Rhabditidae
Gene: rbg-2
Product: Rab3 GTPase-activating protein regulatory subunit
Exons: 12
Coding region: 14-3937 (1307 amino acids)
Cellular component (GO): cytoplasm
Source: RefSeq, marked reviewed
AGAAUAGCAUGAAAUGUCGGUGACUCCGGUCAUUUUGGAGGCAUACUGUGCAGUUAGUGAUGAGGUUGCCAAGCAGGUUAAAAAGUAUUUGCUCGGAGAUUUCGCAGAAGAGUCAAAGUUCGAACGAAAAAACUCUGAGAGCUCUGAUGGCAGCGAGACGCAAUUCUGCCGAGCAACAGAAAAGAAGGAAAAUGUGGAAGUGUGGGACGAUUGGGGUGAUAAAGAAGAGGGCGCCGCAGAGAAUUCAUUAGAAUCUGACGAAUCUAUACGAAAUUGGCUUUUCCGAUGUGAUUUAAAAACAUAUUCUGAUGCAGAGUAUCUUCUUGUCACUUGGGAAUCAAGAUUCGUUGUGCUACGGAAGCCCCCAGAUGAGCCGGUCUACAAAAUAGUUUGCAAACAAUAUAUAGAAGGAGAUCCGAUAAGCAAUGAAAUCACAGCUUCAUCUAUAUUUGGACUUUCUAAUGUUCGACACAUUGAACUUCUCGAUUCAAUUAUUAUUGCUCUGGGGACUCUUGACGGUCAUGUUUAUUUCUUUACCGAACAAGGAACAAUGCUCUAUUUCGAUCGAUUUUCAAUAUUUGAACCAGUUAAUAGCUUGCAAUUUGAAGUUGUAAAAACUGGUCAAACAUUCAUUGUGGUUUUCACCAAAGGAUUCUUCAUGAUUAAUCCAAUUUCACUCAAAUCAGUUCUUUAUCAAGCGAAGGUUUUGAUAGCAAAAUGCGAAAAAACAGUGAAACAAAUAUCAGAAUCAAUUGAACUUCAAUCAGAACUUCUUGCUCCGGAUAUUAAAGGAAAUAUAAUUCACGUGAUAUUCACAGGUCUUCAUAAACCAUCAACUUUGGAACAAUACAUCUCAGCAUCGUAUGAUUCAUUUUAUGCAAAAGUUGAAAAACCAUCACUUCCACUUUACUCAACAUUCAUGGUUACAACAGAAAAAGAAUUUGCAGUCUUUGUAUGGCACGAUCGAGAAGAGCAAGAUAAGCUUAUAGAUGACGUCAUUAAAUAUGGAAAAUCUCUGGUCCCUUCGUUUGGAAUUCGAAAAUUUUUUGGUAUUUCUACGGAACCUGCUCGAAUCGCAUCACAUAUGAGAUCUGCUGUACAUGCACCGACUAGAAGUAUAAUUAUGGAGACAAGAGUGGCACAAAAUGUGUCGAGAUCUCCUGAUUGUCAAUAUGUUGCAGUAACUGAUCGUAUGGCCAGAGUUCUUGUAAUUGAUAUAGCAUCCCGUCAAGUAGUUUUGAUCUUCAAAGGAUAUCGAGAUGCAUCAAUAUCAUGGGUAUCAGUUACUGAAGAUGAUCGUGUUGCACAGUUUUUGACUAUAUUUGCACCGAGAAGGUCGCUUCUGGAAGUUUGGACUGUAUUGGGAAAUGUUCGGGUAUGUGCUCAGCACGUUCCAUCUUCUGAAUGUAAUGUGGUCACUGGUGGAGAGAAUAAAAUGUUGUGUGGCCGAUGUCACGUUCAUACCGAUUCAAACUCAUUUUUUAUUGAUGAAAAAGGAGAAUUUCAUCGAAUUGCUCUACCAUUCCAUUUGGCACUCACAAGUAGAUCACGUCAAGAUCAACAUGAUCAUUUACUUUUGAAACAACUUGAGAAUACGAAAACUGGCGGAGAAGAUUGGUUUCAAACAUUUUCUGAUCUUAAAAUGGCGACAUCCAGGAAAACAACAUUCCAAAAUGCUCUUCACAACUUAUCAACUGCUGAAGAAGCUCAUCAAUUCAUCGCAAGAAUUCGAAGUAUUCCAACAUCAGCUUCUUUAGGAGAUCUUCCAAAUUCUGCUGAAAAAUCAAUUGGAUUCUAUGCAAGAACUGUAGCAGAAACAAAGCCACCAGUUGGAGAGUACGAUGAUAAGGAUACUUCAAAUUAUAAAUUGGAUUCGAUAGUCGAGAGAAUUCUUGAAUGUCAUAUGCAGAAGUUUGGUGAAAGAACCGAUAUGUUAAAUGAUAGUGAAGUGAUGAAAGUUGGAGAAUGGCUGAAAUAUGUGGAUUUGUCUCAAGAGGAUAUUGAUGUUUUUUCAGAGCAUUGGUCAGAAAAACAACGACACUGCUUAGCCAACCUGAUAUUUGGACCACUUUUUGGAUCAUUCGAGAUAGACGAAUACUAUGAUACUGUACUGGAGAAAAUUCCAGUAAAACGGAAAAAUAUCGUUAAAUUAUUCUAUAUGAGAUUUGAAAAGACAACUACACACAUCGAUUGGAGAAUAUUCAAUAGAAUAGUGGAAAUGUUUCUGAAUUUGGAGAAAUCUGAAACUGGAAUACUGGAACAAGUUGAUCAAAUGGCAAUGGAUUCGAAAGAUGUACCUCUUGGAAUGAUAUUAUUAUCUAUUUGUUGGUGUGCAAGGAUACAAAUCAGAAUUUUGAAAGGAAACGACGAGGAUGAAGUUGAAAAUGAUCAUGAUCUGGAAGAGGAAGAUGAAAAGAAUAAAACAAUUGAUGAAUGGGAUGCUAUAUCACCAGAAGCUGAACAUCUCGAUUGUAUUAUAAUGUGUUUACAUUGUGUUUCACUUGCUCAAUCCCUCUUAAAAGACGAUUCGAAUAUUUUGAGAAUUUCUGAUGUUGUGCCAAGAAUUGACUCUUAUAUAAGAGAAAAUGUCGCAAAAUGGAUCGUAUCCACUCCAAUCGACACAGAUACAAUUGAAAAACUAUUUCCACGUGAUCCAAGUGAAAAUCUAGCUGAAAAAGGAAAUGAGGAAGAUCGUCGAAAACAAAUGAUAAUUGAUUUUCCGGAUGACAAAGAAGUGGUUAUACAGAGAAUGUAUCAAAUUAUUCCACGUGUUUUUGAGCACGAUCUUGUUGUUGCUGAUGUGUGCUGGGAGAUGAUGUCACAAUGGUUCCGCGAAAAAGAUGACAAUUUUUCUUAUAUCAAGGAUUGCACGACGCUUCUACCGCAAUCAAUUGUUGAUCCAAGACUUCGUCAUGGAAUAGCUCGACUUAUAUGGGAUAAAUUCAUUUUCAUGGUUUUCCAAUCAAUUGUAAAUAUGGUUGAAAAGACGGGUCGACGACCGAAAGACAAGGAAACACGAAAAGAAAUCGGUUUUGGAGAAGUAAAACUAGAAGAAUUUCUAAUGGAAUGUGAAAAGUUUUUGGAAGUUCUCAUGGAUUCUGUUCGAGACAUGCCACCACCGAUUGAUUUUAAACAAGAUUUGCUUGUCGAGAUGGCGAGCUCUUCUUUCGCUGCUCACCUGCAUCAAUCCAAAACUGCUUAUCGUCAAGAUCAAUUCGCAAUCCUUGCUUCACGCCAACCUCUUGUCAAUUUUCACCUGGUGCUCCAUCAUCAACACCUGGCUCUUGCUCUUCGACUACAACUAACAACUGGACUUCGUUUCCAUCCUUUACGCAAUUUAUUCUGUGUAACUGGUAAUCGAGCAUUCUUUGCUUCACUCGAUUCACAUCCACUCAUUCCAUUGGAUCGAGUCGAUGAUGCUACAAUGGAGAAACGACACGCUUUUUUGGUUAAAGUUGCAGAACAAGGAAGUAUGGAAGAACGACGAUUGGCUAGACAUUUAGAAAUGGAAUGGAAACUGACAGUCAAUGAAAUUUCGUUCAUGCAAGCAUUAUCGUCCUUCCGUCUUGGCAAUGAUCAUCAAGGAUCCUUGGAACUUGCAUCUUGUGUUCGGGACGAUCGAUCAGCAGUUGCACUGGCACGUGUUCUUGCUGCUAGACUUAUUCAACUUGCAAAUGAAGCGAACAAACGAUACAGUACUGCUCAUUCUCAAUACCUAUGUGCACUUGCUGGGGAAGAAGCUGCUCGUGUAGAGCUUUAUGAAAACUCUCCAGAUGAUCCUUUAGUCGACAGUAAUCCAAAAACCUGGAAAGAUGCAGUUACAUCACUUGGAAGAGCUGGAAACUCGGUACCACAAUCGGCGCAGGCCGCCAUUCCAUUUGUUCGAAUGAAUGAUAUUGCCAAACUAUAUUUCGGAGCUCAGUGGGUGAAUAAUUGAUUUAUUGCAUUAUUUUUCUUAUGGGUUUCAUGUUUUCGCCGUCUUCUUUUGUUGUGUGCCGUGCUUAAAAAUUGUGAUAGCAUCUUGAUUUUAAAUUGUAAAAUAAAUGUAAAUUCGUUAUAAUUUUCAAAAAAAUAAAUUCUUAGUAUCUG